AUGGAGAUUUUGGAAAAAUAUGAUCGGAAAGAAGAAUCUCUUACCAAGACUAUCAAAGAGUUGAGAGAUGAAGCUAAUUUACAUGGGAACAGACUACGUCGCAUUGAGACACAAGGAAACGAGGCAAAUAAACGCAUAGAAUUGCUGGAGGAAAAAAUCAGGGAACUGACAGAACAAAUUAAUUCCGCUACUCAACGAGCUGUUCGUGCAGAAGAAGAAUCUGAAAAUCUAGCCGGUGAAUUAACAAUUCUAGAAGACGAAGCAAAUGAAUGGAAUGAGAAAUCAAGUAAUGUUCAAGAACAAAUUAACAUUGUUCGAAUCACUAUCAGUGAAGCUUAA
Molecule: messenger RNA, 339 nt
Organism: Schistosoma mattheei
Lineage: Eukaryota; Metazoa; Platyhelminthes; Trematoda; Strigeidida; Schistosomatidae
Source: the annotation of a GenBank genome assembly